Molecule: messenger RNA, 1331 nt
Organism: Amborella trichopoda
Lineage: Eukaryota; Viridiplantae; Streptophyta; Magnoliopsida; Amborellales; Amborellaceae
Product: gamma carbonic anhydrase 1
Source: RefSeq, a predicted model, not a curated record
AUCCUUUUUCCUCUCUUCCCCAUUCAACAACUCUCUCUUCUUUCGGCUGUCGCUCCUAUAGUAUAGUGAUCAGUCACAAAUAUAGUGAAAACUUUGAGAAGUCGCCGUCAGCAGGAGAAGAAGCCCUGAAAGCCCUUUUCUUGCAUUGGACGAUCGGCAGAAGAUGGGCACUCUGGGAAAGGCAAUCUACACCGUCGGAUUCUGGAUUCGUGAGACUGGCCAGGCCCUCGAUCGCUUGGGAUGCCGCCUUCAAGGAAACUACUACUUCCAAGAACAAUUGUCAAGGCAUCGAACACUAAUGAACAUCUUUGACAAAGUCCCUCAUGUUGAUAAGGAUGCAUUUGUUGCUCCAAGUGCAUCGGUGAUUGGGGAUGUUAAAGUGGGGCAUGGUUCAUCCAUUUGGUAUGGCUGUGUUUUGAGAGGGGAUGUGAACAGCAUUAGUGUUGGUACCGGGACGAACAUACAGGACAAUUCCCUUGUGCAUGUGGCAAAAUCUAAUCUAAGUGGGAAGGUCCUUCCAACCAUAAUUGGGGACAAUGUUACAGUUGGCCACAGUGCAGUCUUGCAUGGGUGCACUGUCGAGGAUGAGGCUUUUGUAGGUAUGGGUGCUACGCUUCUUGAUGGGGUGGUUGUGGAGAAACAUGGCAUGGUUGCUGCUGGGGCCCUUGUGAGGCAGAAUACCAAGAUCCCAUGCGGAGAGGUUUGGGGAGGCAACCCUGCAAAGUUCCUCCGAAAGCUCACUGAAGAAGAGAUAGCCUUCAUCUCUCAAUCAGCGACUAACUAUAUGAACCUUGCCCAAGUGCAUGCGGCUGAGAAUGCCAAGCCAUUUGAAGAGAUAGAAUUUGAGAAGGUUCUGAGGAAGAAGUUUGCUCGCAAGGACGAGGCUUAUGACUCCAUGUUGGGUAUUGUGCGUGAAGUUCCACCUGAGCUUGUUCUUCCUGAUAACAUUUUGCCAGACAAAGCGAAGAAAGCUUCUACUCAGUGAGUUCUCAAUCUCUCUCAUCAAAAUUUGUAAGUAAAUCUCUCAUACUUGAUUGAAUGGCAUGGGAUGUUAGACUUUUCAUGCAAACGUGGCAAUUGGUUUUCACCAAAUAAUCUUUUCUCUCUUAUCCAAAAUUUGGAUUUUUUGUUCUUUUUGUUGUGAUAAGUGGAUCUAGCUUGCUGUUAAUUGUUAUUUCUUAUCACUAGAUCCCAAAAUGAUUUGGGUAUUUCCGGUAUUCCUUGUAUCAUUAUCCAAGAUGGUGCAGUUAGUGCAGAGCCACUUUGUGGGUCUCUUGUGGAUUUUGAUGAUUUUAUCUAUACUGCAGGAGUGUACGUACUCAGCUUACUCA